Messenger RNA from Lactuca sativa (garden lettuce), 384 nucleotides. Lineage: Eukaryota; Viridiplantae; Streptophyta; Magnoliopsida; Asterales; Asteraceae. The record is from RefSeq and is a predicted model, not a curated record.
AUGAACUUUUUCCCUCUUACAUGUAAAGUUGAUGUUCAAGUAGACCUUGAAGCUGAAUUGGAGGUGGAACGUGUAGUUAUGGUUGAAAGUGAUAGUGUUAGUGACUUUGAAAGUGAAAGUGAUGUGGAAGCUAACAUUGAAGUGGAAUCUGCAAGUGAUGUGGUACCUGAAAUGGAGGCUAACAUUGAAGUUCCCGAAGUUGAUGUGGAGGCUAACAUUGAAGUUCCUAAAGUUGAUGUGGAAGCUAACAUUGAAGUGCCUGAAGUGGAGGCUAACAUUGAAGUUCCUUUAGUUCAAGAUAACAUUGAAGAAGAGGUUCAAGAUGAAGUGGAACAUGGAAUUCAAGUUAACAUUCAAGAAGAGGUUCAAGAUGAUGUGGAAUAG